CCUUCGUCUUCUUCUCCUCCUCCUCGUGCGCCUCCCCGUCUGGCAAUUCUUCUUCAAACCGCCUCACAAUGUCUGAUACUCCCCCGUUGCCCCUUCUCGCUCGCGGCGGCGGCCUCCUGCGCUCUUUAUCUACCUCCUCCCGCUCCUCCGUCUCCUCCUCCCGCUCCUCCGCCUCCUCCCAGCUCCGUCGCUACUCCUCCCUGCGCUCGCCCGCAAAGACCCCAGACCUCUCCUCCGCCAACAAACCACUCAUCAGCUCGCCUAUAUCUGUCUCCCACUCCACCUUCCCCGACCCCUCCUCCUCCUCCGACCUCGACACCUCUUCCUCCUCCUCCAUGCUCAACGUCGGUACCCCUGGCGCAUCUGCCAUGCGCCAGAUCGCAAAACGCCUCGAGGACGUCGCGGUCCCCGGUCCGCCCAUGCGCGACAUCUGGCUCAAAAACGAGGCAAAGACAUCCUCCAGUCCUCCUCCGAAGCGCAAGACUCGCAAGGAGUCUUCUUUCCGGACCUCCGUCGCGUGGCCCACCCGCGCCUUCAAAUCCUCCCACGACUCCACCCCUCCACGCUCCUCUGCAAACCGCGAGUCCGUCAUCUCCGACCCGUUCAACGUCUCUCACGUCCUCCACGUCGACGUCGACGACUUUGUCCGCAACCAGCAGUCCCGCCGCGCUCCUCCUUCUGCCCCUGAACCCCCCUGCAACCCAGCCCCCCCGGCCAAGGACGACGACAAUGAUUCGCAGCUUCCGCCGCCUAUCCCUGCAAAGAAUCCCCGGACACCACUGCUUUCUUCAACUACCCCUUCCGGCGACGCUGCUGCCUUCCACACCCCUCCUGUUUCGCCAGAGACGACAGGCAAGCUAAACCCCAAGCCCAGCCGCCCGCUGUCUGCCAACGCAUUCGAUUCCUCCACCACCACCACUUCUCCCUCCAAGCCCUCCAUCCGGCGAUACAGCCUCAACCCGCCGUCGCCCGUGAGCUCAGACAACCGCUCGUCGACCACCUCGUCGCUGAUCUUCUCGCAGUCCUGGCGCGGCAGUCUGCGGAACUCGGCACAUAGCGCUGAUACCGAGCACUCUGCUCUCGCUCUCGGCCCGGGCGAACUGCUAUACAAGACCGCAAACGAUCCGCUAGAUGAAGAAGAGGAUGUCGACGACGACGACGACGACAGCAACGCGCGCACCCCGCCGCCUCGGCCGCCGCGGCCGGAAAAUUCGUGGCUAGACGACGAGCGCGACAGGUUGCUGAUCGAGGAGAUCAUGGACUCGUACUGCCGCUCCUCGCUGCUCUUCUCGUGCUCGUCCGUCAAUUUCCAACAAGGCGAGUUUGUCCCCGGCGAACCGGUCAGCAGUCGGCGGCCGUCUGAGGUUGUCCUGGAGCAGCAGCCAGAGCACAACAACGGUGGCGCGUCGCCUGCACUUCCCAGUAUCCCUCCUCUGAACCCGCUCCGCAACGCCUCUACACCAUCAGACGCAUGCAUCCCCACUUCCACCACCUCAACCACAACAAUCAGCACCGCAAAGCCCCCUCACAUCCCGCUACGCCGCCGCUCCGCCGAACUCUUCCCGACCCGCGCCCAGAGCCUAAAGUACAGCGGCGGCGGACUCAAUUUCCCGCUGCACAACCGGCGCAUCAGCGAGGAGCCUGACGAUCUGUAUGAUCCGGCGCAUCAGCGGAGUAGUUUGCUGAAAGCGAAUCGGAUUAGUAGAGAGGUUUGCGCGGGGAGGGAGUCGCCUAUUUUGGGUGGUGGGGGGUUCAUUUAGUUAUAGAGUAUCGUUUUUUGCCAGUUAUUCUUCAUUUGCUUCAUCAUUUGUCAUUACACUAUUAUCUAUUGUUAUUGUAUUAUAAGGAGAGUCGUUAGAUCUGAUUAUUUGAUCUACUUCUAACUCGCAGGUGUUGACAGGUUUCAGGCGCACGUUGUUUAUAUAGUCUUCUUUCGCAAUAAGUUGUUCUACUUCCAUUUCAGAUCUACUAUUCUACA
Messenger RNA from Myxozyma melibiosi, 1978 nucleotides. RefSeq lists its product as uncharacterized. The record is from RefSeq and is a predicted model, not a curated record. The transcript has 2 exons. Bases 69 to 1760 code for a protein of 563 amino acids. NCBI's taxonomy places the organism in Eukaryota, Fungi, Ascomycota, Lipomycetes, Lipomycetales, Lipomycetaceae.